Ustilaginoidea virens is the source of this 1821-nucleotide messenger RNA. RefSeq lists its product as uncharacterized. The coding region runs from base 1 to 1821 and encodes 606 amino acids. The record is from RefSeq and is a predicted model, not a curated record. Gene Ontology annotation, molecular function: transcription coregulator activity; RNA polymerase binding. Gene Ontology annotation, cellular component: nucleus. NCBI's taxonomy places the organism in Eukaryota, Fungi, Ascomycota, Sordariomycetes, Hypocreales, Clavicipitaceae. The transcript has a single exon.
AUGCUCAAAUCAACCUACAAGCCCUCGGUCGCCGCGGCUCCUCUGCCGCCCGGAUGGACCGAGCACACCGCUCCCACCGGGCACAAAUACUACCACAACACGGAAACCAACGUGUCCACCUACCAGCGGCCCGGUGCGGCGCCGCAGGCCCCCCAGCCAGCCCGAGACGCCUACUCGCCGUACGCUCACCUGCCUUCCCUGGCCGACCCCCGCGUUGCCAACGCGUAUCUUGCGCAGGCCAACGCCCAGCAGAACCGGCCUCGCGAUCCGCGUGACCGCGGGCGGGCCAGCGGAGGGCACGACCGACGGCCCAGGCCGCAGCCCGUCGAUAAGCCCCGGAGGGUGGAGGAGAUCCCCGGGUGCGAGCCGUGGGUGCUGGUGUAUACCAAGUACUCGAGGCGGUUCGCCCACAACCCCGUCAAGAAGGCCAGCUACUGGCGCAUCCCCGACAAGCUCACCCAGGGGAUCCUGGAGCUUGACAAGGCGCGGAUACGGGACAAGGCCGCUGGCCAACAAGCCGGCGUGAACAACGGCCAGGACGUGGUUUCCGAGCCCAGGGAGCAGACGGCGCCGCAGCGUCAAGACGAAAGCGACAGCGACGAAUACGAGGAAGUGGAGGUGGAGGUGGAGGUGUCCGAUGAUGAUGAUGAUGGUGAUGGUGAUGGUGAUGAUGAUGAUGAUGAUGAAGGAGGAGGAGGAGGAGGAAAGGGAAACUGUGGCGACGACGGCGACGCCGAAAGCGAGCAUCCCUCGAAAAGACGGCGGACGGGCCACGCUUCCCGGGGCGAUGGCACCGGCGGGCAAGGGGACGGGCAACACGGUCCCGUCGAGUUCACCGAAGCCGACAUCGCCGCACAGCUCCAAGCCAUGGGCGAAGACUACGGGCUGGAACCGGGCGACUACGACGACGGGAACAUGGAAAACUGGCCCGAAGGCACCCACGGCGUCGACUUUUCCCAAGACGACGCCAAGGCCCUCUUCAAGGACCUCCUCAACGACCUCGGCGUCAACCCCUACAGCCCGUGGGACAAGACCCUGGAACAAGGCGGGCUCGUCAACGACCCGCGCUACACGGCGCUGGACACGACGCGCGCCCGCAAAGAAUGCUGGGACGAGUGGGCGCGCGGCAAGAUCGCCGAGCUGAAGGAGGCGCGGGCCAGGCAGGAGACCAAGGACCCCCGGGUGGCGUACAUGGCCUUCCUGCAGCAAAAGGCCACGCCCAAGCUGUACUGGCCAGAGUUCAGGAGAAAGUACAGGAAGGAGGAGCCCAUGAGGGACCCGAGGCUCCGGGACAAGGACCGCGAGAAGGCCUACCGCGAGCACAUCAACCGGCUCAAGCUGCCCCUGGCGACGCUCAAGGCCGAUCUCGCGGCGCUGCUGAGGAGCCAGCCCGCCCGCCUGCUGCACAGCCAGUCGUCGACGGCGAACCUGCCGGCCCAGGUGCUGGUCGACAGCCGGUACGUCUCGCUGGAUCCGCGGAUCCGCGACCCCCUGGUCGAAGCCUACGUGCAAGGCCUGCCCCCGCCUCCCGAGGAUGCUGCUGCUGCUGCUGCUGCUGCUGCUGCGGGAGGAGGGGACGAGAACGACGAGGCCAGGGCGAGGGAGGCGAGGGCGCGGCGCGAAAGGGCGCUGCGCGAGAGGAACUGCGCCGUGGAAGAGCAGAAGAGGCGGAGGGACAGGGAGCUCGCGGCCAGCAAAGCCCGGCUCAGGGACGAGGAGCGGGAGCUGGAGAGCGCCAUGCGGGUGGGCAAGAGGGGCCUGCAGAGUCAGUUGGCCGAGGCGUCGCAUGCUGGGAACCAAGACUCCGAGUCGUUGAUGUAA